This is a messenger RNA of Suillus subalutaceus, 153 nucleotides long. RefSeq lists its product as uncharacterized. The annotation marks the transcript as partial. The record is from RefSeq and is a predicted model, not a curated record. Gene Ontology annotation, molecular function: ATP-dependent protein folding chaperone; ATP binding. Lineage: Eukaryota; Fungi; Basidiomycota; Agaricomycetes; Boletales; Suillaceae. The transcript has a single exon.
ACAAUGCAGACGGAAAUCAACCUCCCAUAUAUCACCGCCGAUGCAUCUGGUCCCAAGGACAUCAACAUAUAUAGGCUUGGACGUGUGCAGCUGGAGAAUCUCAUGGAACCUCUUAUCAAGUGUACCGUUGACCCACAACAACGCAGAUGGAAA